Molecule: messenger RNA, 2209 nt
Organism: Osmerus eperlanus (European smelt)
Lineage: Eukaryota; Metazoa; Chordata; Actinopteri; Osmeriformes; Osmeridae
Gene: rnf126
Product: ring finger protein 126
Exons: 9
Coding region: 99-1043 (314 amino acids)
Biological process (GO): protein ubiquitination
Cellular component (GO): cytoplasm
Molecular function (GO): ubiquitin protein ligase activity
Source: RefSeq, a predicted model, not a curated record
UGUGUUUCCGCUUCCGGCCGUGACAUCGGAGGACGCUGUGUCCCUGGCAGCUAUCCGUACACGUUUUAUCUCUCGGUUGUUUCGCAGUGAACCAGAAGAUGGCUGAAGCUACUCCACGGCCCUGUCGGUUUUUCUGUCACAGAUGUUCAGCAGAGAUUAGUCCGCGACUCCCGGACUACACCUGUCCCAGGUGUGAAUCCGGCUUUAUUGAGGAACUUCCAGAGGAGAGAAGCUCUGAAAAUGGGUCCAGAGCCAGCGCCUCGUCCAGCGAUCAGAACCGUCCAUCCUUCGAGAAUAUGGAUCACCAACACCUUUUCACGUUUCCGCCCGGCUACGGGCAGUUUGCCCUGGGGAUCUUCGACGAGAACUUCGACCUGCGGACAGGGCUCCCCACCGAGGACAACCGCGAGGCGGAGAACCGCCGGGAACGGGAGAUGGCGUCGCGGCAACGAUACAGCGCCCGGCAACCGCGAGGACGUCACAUCCCCCGGCGACAGGGGCCGCGGCAAGAGGGGGUGCCCACUUUAGAGGGGAUCAUCCAGCAGCUAGUCAACGGCAUCAUAGCGCCCACAGCCAUGCCCAACAUGGGGAUGGGUCCAUGGGGCAUGCUGCAUUCGAACCCCAUGGACUACGCCUGGGGCGUAGAUGGCCUAGACGCCAUUAUCACUCAGUUAUUGAACCAGUUUGAGAACACAGGUCCACCUCCGGCAGACAGAGAGAGGAUCAAGAGUCUGCCUACGAUCAAUAUCACAGAGAGCCAUGUGGGCUCGGGGUUAGAAUGCUCAGUAUGCAAGGAGGACUACAGCUUAGGGGAAAACGUCAGGCAACUUCCCUGCAAUCACUUGUUUCACAACGACUGUAUAGUACCGUGGCUGGAACAGCAUGACACCUGCCCGGUCUGCAGGAAAAGUCUCAGUGGACAGAACACAGCCACAGACCCCCCAGGACUGUCAGGGAUGACCUUCUCGCCCUCCUCCUCCUCCCCCUCCUCCUCCUCCUCCUCCAGUUCCCCUAGCAACGAGAACGCGGCCAACAACUCCUAGACCCCCUCCAUCAUCAUCCUCAUCGCCUCGGACACAGAGCCAGAAGCUCACCGGCACCACCGUCAGAAACGCCGCAGAGAUCCCCCCCCUCCCCUCACGGGCUAGCUACUGACGGCUCCUGGAGAACCGGAGGAGAACCGAGGGAGGCUGGGGAACCUUGUUUGGACUGUCUGAUACAGUCCUCCUUGAUUUUUCGUCCUUUCGAGGAGCUGUUUUCGAAGACUCGACCAUUCCUCCAGCUGAGAGUGUGAAUGUGGGCCCAGAGAGUGAGGGGGUGUCGGGGGGACGACAUAUAUGGACUGGACUGGUGAAGCGUUUUACACAGGCAUCACUACAAGGGCCGAAAAAAAGGCUUGGAAAUGGACAUGGCUGCUUAAGUUUUUUUGUUUUUUUAUUAUUCUAAUUUUUUUUACUGAAAGCUGUUAUGUCUUAUUGCCAGAAGGCAGGUACACAUUUUAUAUUUAAAAUAAUAUUAGUAUUUUUUUCUUAAUCUUUUUCUUUGAUGAACUGAGGGUGGUACAGACUUUCUUGCAGGUGUGUGUGUGUGUGUGUGUGUACAUAAGGUAUUCAUAUUUAAUGACAGAGCUAACGGCUCCACUGUACAGCCUACAGAUCAAACUAUAUCCUGUGGAGGAGAGACAAGUGUGUCUGUUCCUACGAUUUAUUAAUUUAUUGAAUGUUUUGUAUUUUAUUUUGCACAACAUUCUGGUUUGGUUUGGACCAGAUGUGGCUACUUGGUGGUGCUGCCCUGCAGAUCAAACCUAACUCACUCCAUCCUGCUCAUCACCAGGGAGCCUAGAUGGUUUGGACCAGAUGUGGCUACUUGGUGGUGCUGCCCUGCAGAUCAAACCUAACUCACUCCAUCCUGCUCAUCACCAGGGAGCCUAGAUGUUGUGCUAUAUAAGCCUGGUUACAGUAACUAGCCUGAUGUCGCCAGCUUGUUUUCUGUUUUAUUGACAGGAAUACUGUGGCCAAUCAGAUUGGCCAGGCUAGCCCCGGUAUUUCCUGGUUCUGGGGGAAGAUGUUGAAGAAGAAGAAACAGGAUUUUUGGGGGUGGAAAACUACUGACAUCAACAUGAUCUCACACAAUAUAAUUUAUUUGCUGUGCAUCGCUCCUUUAAGGCUCUGUGAAUCUUACAUUAAAUAUUCAGUUGAUCAGCAUUUUA